This is a messenger RNA of Verticillium nonalfalfae, 1110 nucleotides long. RefSeq lists its product as uncharacterized. The coding region runs from base 1 to 1110 and encodes 369 amino acids. The transcript has 3 exons. The record is from RefSeq and is a predicted model, not a curated record. Lineage: Eukaryota; Fungi; Ascomycota; Sordariomycetes; Glomerellales; Plectosphaerellaceae.
AUGAUGCGCUUCAAAUACCUCUUUAACUUCUUGUUCCUCCUGCUAUUCAUCUCGACCACCACCCACGCCUUCACCUACUGGCUAGACCGCACCUGCCUCGCCUACCCAGCCGGUCCCGGCAAAACCCUGAGCCUCCGCGAUGGCGGCGUCUUCGAAGAAGUCUUCCACAUGGGAAGACGCGUUUCCGAGCGCAUGGACCGCAUGGGUAUCGCGUCCACCAACGCCUGGGACAGGGACUUUGCGCGAAGCUACGCCUACAUCUUCAAUGACGACAAGGCACGAUCGCGAGGCAUCGAGCGCAGCUGGCAGUGGAGGGAAAAGUACGGCGGUGAUGGCAAGGACACGGUCUACAACGUGGUAUUCAGUGGGUACAAGACUCUACAUCCCAUGGAGUCCGCGACGGCCAAGACGGAACUAACGACGGCAGACACAAUGGCGAGCAUCGGAAACGACUGGACGGAGACGAGAGUCAAGCUCGAGGCCGAUGUGCGAUUCUUCUGUGACAACGGCGCCCACUGGACGGCGGACCCGGAGGGUGAGGGCUACGGGAGCUUUGACAAUAAUAUGUUGUCCGAGAUCAACUGCAACUCGCCCGGUAUGCAGGGUCAGCUGAUGGCGUUCGAGACGCACGACCGCAUCUCGUACACCGACCCUGUCGACAAUGGCGACGUCUCUCUCAUCACGAUUUAUGAUGCCGCGUUCGAGAGGGGCAGGAGCUAUGGGAACUCGGACAUUCGCCUGCCGGCGACUAUAAAGGAGAUGCGCAAGCUGGGAAAGGUCAAGAAGGGGGCCAGGAUUGACCACUUCGAGGUGUUGUCCUGCAUUAUCCUCCAUGAACUAACGCAUACUUGGCAAUACCUCCAUGAGGACCACACUCCUGACGAGGACGACUCUGAUACCUCAGAGGCCGAAACUGGUGGCUGGGAGUCCGUCCUCUUCCAAGACGAGGACAAGGGAGCUUUGAAUUCGGACUCGUAUGUUGCGCUCCUACUCGAUGGGGCAUCGUUGGAGAAGAAGGGCUACACGCUCGAUCGCGAUUAUGUUACCAGUCCCGAAAAACUUGUCAAAGGAAAGAUUCGCCACUAUCACGAUCUCCAAGGAACACCAUGA